GCGGUGCGGGCCCGGCCAAUCAGCGGCCGCGGGGCGGGCGGAGUGGCGGCGCCUCAGCGCGGUGCGGAGAGCGGAGCAGAGGCGCCCCUGCCGUCCCGCAAGCGGACGAUGGCACGCUCACCCGUGCUCCUGCUGCUCCUGCUGCUGCUGCCGCCUCCGCCGCCGAUAAUGGGCUUCGGGCUCCUCGGCGCGGACAGCCGUCGCCCCGACUGCGGUCCGUGCCGGCCGGAGCGCUGCCCCGCGCCCGCGCGCUGCCCGGCGCCCGGCAUUCCCGCGCGCGACGAGUGCGGCUGCUGCGCGCGCUGCCUGGGCGCCGAGGGCGCGCGCUGCGGGGGCCGAGCGGGCGCGCGCUGCGGCCCCGAGCUGGUGUGCGCCAGCCGCGCCGCCGCCGCCGGGGUGGCGCCCGACGGCACCGGGCUUUGCGUGUGCGCCCAGCGCGGCGCGGUGUGCGGGUCCGACGGCCGCUCCUACCCCAGCGUGUGCGCGCUGCGCCUGCGCGCCCGGCACGCUCCGGGAAGGCACCCCGGCCACCUGCACAAGGUGCGCGACGGCCCCUGCGAAUUUGCUCCUGUGAUCGUCAUUCCACCCCGAAGUGUCCACAACAUCACUGGGGCCCAGGUGUACCUGUCCUGUGAGGUGAGGGCGGUGCCUCCCCCGGUCAUCACGUGGAGGAAGAUCACACGGUCUCCUGAGGGUGCCCAGGUGCUGGAGGACCUGCCUGGGGACCACGUUAAUAUCGCUGUCCAGGUGCGAGGGGGUCCUUCGGACCACGAGGCCACAGCCUGGAUUUUGAUCAACCCUCUGAGAAAGGAAGACGAGGGAGUGUACCAGUGCACCUCGGCCAAUGCAGUGGGGGAGGCCCAGUCCCAGGGCAAGGUGACGGUUGGCGAUCUGAGCACGUACAGAGCCCCUCGCUUCCCAGCUCCACACGACCGCAUGUGACGGAGGUCUCAGAAGCUCGAUCACGGGAUGAUGGGAAAGUCAAGUGGUGGAUGGUUUCCCUUUGUGCAAGUUGGAAAAAAACUGUUUGUAGAUGACCCCUUUUGUAUGUUUUUAAAAAUUAGAUGCAAACUAGAUUCAUAUGCAGAUGUAGUUUUUAGCAGGGCAAACACGGGGAAAAUGUCUAGACUGCACGUGGUUUUUUUAUACUUUUGAAAUGAAUUGCUCUGAGAGAAUUCUUUUUUUAACUACUCCUCCCGGGGAAGAUCAUGUUGUGGAAUAUUUGUAACUCUAAAGGGCUAGAGGAGGGGUGUGUGCGCUGUGACUCUUUACCUCGUUUGUCCGCGGCUGAUUGGUGAAGCUCUGUGACUUAGUGCGUGUUGUAGAGCCAAGGAGGAGGGUCCCUCUGUCCUAUGCCUGACCUCUAAUUUGCUGUGUGACCUGAACAGGUCCCUUCCCUCUCUGGGCCUUGGACUCCUCCUCUGUGAAUAUGGUGUUUGGACGGGAUGUUACCUGUGUCUCUUUGAGCCCUGUCAUCCUAGAGUAAGAUGGCCCUACAGAAAAAAUACAGACGUGUGAGCUUAGCAUUCUUUUUUAAAUGGCAUUUCUUCAAAACCAAACAAAUGCUAUUUCCUCAUACUAGGGUGAGGACAGCUGGCUGUAGCUCUUCUAUUCCUGCCACUUUCCCAUUUUAAAGAAACACUUUACCAGACUCAGGGGCCCCAUGGCUGGGCGUUUGGAUACCAUGAUGUCUACUUGUUCCCAAGCCCAGCAUUCUUGAACCAGGUGGGCAGUGGAGACCUGAUUCUUAGACAUCAAUUUGUAAAAAUGGGGUCAGAUGCUCUGGGCUCUGGAACUAGUGUAAUAGAAGAUUUAAUUAGAGAUGUUUUGACUUCAGCCAAGAAUGGGGCUUGCUUUCCUUAUUUUAAAUGAAGAAAGGAAGAAGGAGAAUAUUUAAUGUCUCGGCUAAAAA
Molecule: messenger RNA, 1912 nt
Organism: Pipistrellus kuhlii (Kuhl's pipistrelle)
Lineage: Eukaryota; Metazoa; Chordata; Mammalia; Chiroptera; Vespertilionidae
Gene: IGFBPL1
Product: insulin like growth factor binding protein like 1
Exons: 5
Coding region: 109-942 (277 amino acids)
Biological process (GO): regulation of signal transduction; regulation of cell growth
Cellular component (GO): extracellular region
Molecular function (GO): insulin-like growth factor binding
Source: RefSeq, a predicted model, not a curated record